This is a messenger RNA of Episyrphus balteatus (marmalade hoverfly), 2269 nucleotides long. RefSeq lists its product as uncharacterized. The transcript is spliced from 3 exons. NCBI's taxonomy places the organism in Eukaryota, Metazoa, Arthropoda, Insecta, Diptera, Syrphidae. The coding region runs from base 291 to 2174 and encodes 627 amino acids. The record is from RefSeq and is a predicted model, not a curated record.
AGAGUACUCAACUCGUACACAGAGACUGACUCUGUGAGAAGGUACCUUCUACAUAAUUCAAAUUGGCCUAACAUCAACUGGUGAAUGGCAUCACGAUUCAGUUCAUUUUAAAACGUCGUCGUGCUUUGUUGGGAAUCAUACAAGUUGAAAAUUUUAAAAAUAUACAUUUCCUCUAUAUUUGACAUAGAAAAAAAAACAAAAGAGAAAAAUAAUAUACAGAAGAGAAUCAACAGAGAAAAAUAAAAUAAUUUCUCUUUGAAGAAGAAACUUAAAGAAUACUCUCCCUUAAGAUGAGGGGACAAAAAUUACAAUAUAUAGCAUCAUUGCUAGUUAUAUUAUUGGCUACCGGUCAGCUUGCUGAAUGUAAGCGCACCUACAGUAGUCGCAGUCGUGGUAGUAGCGGCAGUAGUAGCAGCAGCAGUCGUCGUACAUCACAUUCCUCAUCAUCAGUGACAAAACCAACAUUCUCAACUUCAAAUUCACAUGCAGAGUUAUCAAAAUUGAGCUAUUCGGGUUAUAAUUCACAACCAAAUAGGCCGAAGGCAAGUGCUCCAGCAGCACAACCAGCUGCUCCAAUUGGUUGGAAUGUACCCAAAGCACAAGGUCCCCCGCCAGCAUAUUCGGCAACAAAUCCAAUAGGUGGAGCUAAGCCAAAUAUUCAUGAGGCAGCACCAGCAUAUAAACCUAAUUAUGCUGCACCACCAUCGUAUUCGGCAGCAACAAAUACCCAGACCCAAAAUAAUAAUAACAGACCUUUCGGUAGUGGAACAAACAAUAAUGCUGGAUCAUAUGGAACUGGAACUGCUGGUGGUUAUGGAACUGGAACUUCAGGUGUACACCAUUCGGGUACAGCUUAUAGGCCAAGAGCUAAUUCCACUGGUGGAAGUAGUUCAUAUCAUACUCCAAUUCAGCCUAGCCACACUCAAGGAGUUCAAUCUAGCUACCCAGUUCAACAAAUGCCAGCUGGAGCAACCUAUUACCCAUCUGGAGGUAGUCUUCCACAAGGAGCAGUUUACCAUCCACAAGGAAUUCCAGCUGGAGCUUCCUACCAUCCUCAGGGAUUACCAGCCGGAGCUUCGUAUCAUCCUCAAGGUUUACCAGCCGGAGCAACAUAUCACCCUCAAGUUCCAGCAGGAGCAACAUACUAUCCAGCUGCUGGAGGUGUUCCAGCAGGAGCAACUUAUUAUCCAUCGGCUGGUGGAAUUCCACCAGGUGCUAGCUUCUAUCCAGCUGGACAAAUGCCACCUGGUGCCACUUACUAUCCACAGGCUUCUCCAACAAUAGUUCAAAAAUCAUCAGGACCUGGUUUAGGAACCGGUUUGAUUGCGGGAGCUGUGGGAGGAGCUCUUCUAACUCAUGUUUUGACCCCCUCUGGAUCUAACAGCGGAUCUUCCCACUAUCACCCUGCUCCAGCUGUCAGCUCCUCAGACGGCGAUAAAGACCGCAUUAUCAUCAUCAACAAUGGACCACCAGGCUCAGUGACAACAACCAAUGCUGACGGAACUACAAUUAUUACAAAUAACGGUGGAGCUGCUGCUGCUCCAGCUGCCCCAGCCGCUGCUGCUCCAGCUGCUGCUGGUCCAGCUCCAGCUAUGCCGGCUGCACCCGCAGCACCAGCAGCACAACCUGCUGCACCAUCUGGAGAGCCACCAGUUCCGUUAGCACCAUUUGCUCCGGGAACUUUUGACAAUUUGAAUGCACCAGCUGGAGCUGCCGCAGCGGCACCAGCUAAUGGAGAAACACCAGCUCCACCGGCACCUGGUGCAACACCAGCUCCUGGCGCUGCACCUGAGCAACCACCACCAGGUGGUUUGAUUUGCGUUCCAAUCAUGGUUAAUGUCACUGAUCCUGCUGAUCCAACUAAACAAACUCAAGUCGAACAAAUUGCAUGCUAUCCUGCUCCACCAGCUCCCCCAGCCGGCGAAUCUACACCAGCUCCUGCUGCACCAGCAGAUGGAGCUGCCCCACAACCAGCUGCUGCUGCUGAACAACCAAUGCAACAACAACAACAAGCUGCUGUAAAUGCAGCAGUUCCAACUCAGAGAACAUCAACGGCUGAACUGCCCGACAGUUCACCAAUUCAAAAGGCUUCCAGUGGAGCCAAUCAUAUUAAUGCAUUGUUCUCAUCGUCAUUGUUUGCAUUUUUAUUAGCUUAUUGCAUGCGUUUCGUUUAAGAAAUUAACACAUACAAAAGAACAAACAAAAAUAAUAAGAAAAAAUAGCUUAACAUCAUCGGCUAAAACUAGUCCUGUUACCUCAAAGGAGAAAA